Molecule: messenger RNA, 267 nt
Organism: Phytomonas sp. Hart1
Lineage: Eukaryota; Euglenozoa; Kinetoplastea; Trypanosomatida; Trypanosomatidae
Source: the annotation of a GenBank genome assembly
AUGAAUAGCAAAAAGGGUCAGGUCUCGAAGAACAUUUUACAGGAAUUCAGGGAAAUAAUUAAUCCACCGGAAAAGAAAGGUCCUAAUAAUCGCAAGAAGUCUACAGAAUGGAAAGGAAAGGGCGGGGCGACAUCCUCGCCGUCGCUACCACCCGUGAUACCCACCAUGAACAAAACUCUUCUGCGUGUCCUUGAGAGCCUAGAACCGGAUGAGCUUCUAGAGUCGCUCCGCUCCAAUGCGAAACCUCUCCAUUUACAAGGUAAAUGA